Molecule: messenger RNA, 2290 nt
Organism: Eucalyptus grandis
Lineage: Eukaryota; Viridiplantae; Streptophyta; Magnoliopsida; Myrtales; Myrtaceae
Product: putative pentatricopeptide repeat-containing protein At3g15200
Exons: 1
Coding region: 504-2168 (554 amino acids)
Molecular function (GO): protein binding
Source: RefSeq, a predicted model, not a curated record
CAUUCGACAAUGACUGGGGGAGGAGGGAACACGGCAUCGUCUCCGAUGCCGACCGCAACGGGACCACCUCGGCAGAGGUGACAUUGAAGCAUCGUUUCUCUCGUUGUCGUACGACGAUGAACCCUAAAUCGAUUGUCUAGAAACCACGUCUGGCGUUCCGACUUACUUUGGGUUUUGCGCAUUUCUGCCGUUAACUGUUUCGAUGAUAAACCGAUUACGCGAAACUUUUGGUACGGCGUGAAUUAAGGGGGAGCACUUGUUUUUUCAACAGGGGAAGACCCAAAACGGGUGUCUUGACCAUGGGCUUGGCUUUUGUUUGGAUUUGAACAGUUGAAACUUGCGAUCUUGAUGAUGGCUGUGAUGGGGGCCGACCCACGAUGAAGGUAAAUGGGUAGCCCGUGGUCAGAUUGCGGAUUCUCCAGGUCGAUGGGUCGAGCGCACACCAAGUGCUCGACCAUAUGCCGGUGAGAAGCUGUCUGCUCGUGAGGACGGAAUCAUAGACGAUGGCUUCGCCUCCUUUUUUGUCUCGUCUUUUAUCAUUCGUCUCCUCGUCGAAGUGCGCUGCAAAUGCUAAUCUAUCUAGGGUUCUGUUUUUGGGUGCUACUCGAGGCGAGUGUAGAUAUGCCGUCCGUUGGGCUCAUGCCGUCACGGAAGCUCAUGAUUGUGAGGGAUUUAAGGGAUACCCAGGUGAACGUUCGGCUACGUUUAUCCAGAAUAUGCUAAGAAAUCUGAGGGGCAGCUCAAGCGAAGAGACCGAGAAAGCGCUCGAUCAAUGCGGUUUCACUUUGAAUGAUGAUUUAGUCACGGAUGUAAUAAGCCGGCACGUUUCGGAUUGGAGACCUGCUUACGUAUUCUUCAACUGGGUCUCUAGAAAGAAUGGCUAUUUACCUGGAUCUGCUGUUUAUAACGAGAUUCUUGAUGUUUUGGGCAAGAUGAAUCGAUUUGGAGAAGUAACGCAGGUGCUCGAGGAAAUGUCGAAAAGAAAGGGUCUCUUUGAUGAGAGGACAUAUGGGGUCUUACUGAAUAGAUAUGCAGCUGCACAUAAGGUUGAUGAAGCAAUCGACAUCUUCCAUGGCAGGAGAGAUUUCGGACUUGAGACCGACUUGGUGGCGUUUCAGGCUCUUUUGUUGUGGUUAUGCCGUUAUAAGCAUGUAGAGUCAGCAGAAACUCUGUUCUACUCAGUGAAAAAUGAGUUUGGCACUGAUAUAAGGACGAUGAACAUCAUCCUCAAUGGAUGGUGCGUUUUAGGAGAUGUUCGUGAGGCCAAGAGGUUUUGGAAGGACAUAAUUGCAUCUAAAUGCACCCCGGACAGGUUCACUUAUGGAAUAUUCAUCAAGGCGCUGACCAAGAAGGGAAAGUUGGGUUCGGCCAUGAGAUUGUUUCGAGGAAUGUGGCAAAAGGGAUUGGGUCCUGAUGUGGUGAUCUGCAACUGUGUCAUCGAUGCACUUUGUUUCAAGAAGAGGAUUCCUGAAGCGCUGGAAGUUUUUCAUGAAAUGAAGGAUCGAGGGUGUCUGCCUAAUGCCGCGACGUACAACUCGCUCAUCAAGCACAUGUGCAAGAUUGGGAGGAUGGAGAAGGUCAAGGAGCUCGUGAGCGAGAUGGAAUCGAUUGGGGGAGAUUGUUUGCCAAAUGCCAUCACUUUCAGUUACUUGCUCAAGAGCCUAAAGAAACCAGAAGAAGUCCCUAAGCUAUUAGAGCAGAUGGAGAAAAAUGGGUGCAAGAUGACUAGCGACUUGUACAAUUUGGUUUUGAGGCUGUAUUUGGGCUGGGAUUGUCAGGAAAGAGUAGGAAAUACAUGGAAUGAUAUGGAGAUAAGUGGAUUAGGACCUGACCAACGAUCAUACACCAUAAUGAUUCACACACUUCAUGAGCGAGGUAGAUUGAAGGAAGCACUGCAUUAUUUCGAGGAGAUGGUUUCCAAGGGAAUGAGGCCUGAACCAAGGACUGAAAUACUGGUCAAUGACAUGAACUCUAAUGUUAUGGAAGAAGAAGGUGAUCACAGGAGACAGAGAACCCUCAACGGCGAUGAAUCAGCGCAGCAUCCACGAAGGAGGAAAGGAAAGGGUUACUCAAGGAGUGCCUUGAAGACAAAGUCUGUCAUAGGUGCAUCUUUGUCGCACGUAAAUAUCAUGAUUGACGACCAUGUCAGAAUACAUGUACUUGGAUGAACUGUCAUUGCUGAAAGCAAGAAAAAUAUUCGCAUCCAACUCUCUAAUUGGCAAAUAGCUUGAUGUUCUUGUAUCAUUCAGUCAUACCUCAAUAUUUGCUUUCAUAGAAGUUGCUUUCCUUA